UUCAAUUCGGUUUCUGAAGAAACGCGCAAGCUGAACGCAAAACUCUGCUGAAACAAAAAUGUGCACUGAGAAGUUCCAAGAAAAUGUGGCACUCCAAUGAACAUAUUGAAAUCAGCUGCAAAGUAAAUGUUACCUAAGUAGCAGGCAUCCCAUGCAAUAUGCAACAAAUGAAACGUAUUAUGAAAUACUAAACAGCAACAAAAGCAAAGUGGAAAUAAUGUAAAUUAAGUGGCGGCAGAAUUUGCAGUUCUUGCCAAAAAUUGUUUUGUGCUUACCAAAGUCAGUUUUUGAAUCAACAGUGUGAAAAUUUCAACAACAACAACAACAACAGAAACAGCAACAAGAAGAGAGAAGAGAGAGAUAUAAGAUACGGAAAUUGAAAGCAACUGAAAACUGAAGCUGAAACUGAACUGGAUUAUUUAAUAAAUACGAAGAUGGACGAUGAGAGCGAUGACAAGGAUGAUACGAAAAGAAAAUCUCGGAAUGCCAGCGAGAAAAAGAGACGCGACCAGUUCAAUUCACUGGUCAAUGAUCUGAGCGCUUUGAUUUCCACAUCGAAUCGCAAAAUGGAUAAAUCGACAGUAUUGAAGUCGACCAUAGCAUUCCUGAAGAAUCAUAAUGAGGCCACAGAUCGUUCGAAGGUUUUUGAGAUACAACAAGACUGGAAGCCCACAUUUCUUACCAACGACGAGUUUACGCAUUUAAUGUUGGAGUCACUGGAUGGUUUCAUCAUAGUAUUUAGCUGCACAGGCACCAUAUUCUAUGCAUCGGAAAGUAUUACCUCACAGCUGGGCUAUUUGCCGCAAGAUCUAUAUAAUAAGUCCAUCUAUGAUCUGGCUUACGAAAUGGAUCAUGAGGCUCUGCUCAACAUAUUCCUGAAUCCCACGCCUGUGAUUGAGCCCCGUCAGACGGACAUCAAUGCCAGCAAUCAGAUCACCUUCUAUACCCAUCUGAAGCGCAGUGGCGUUAAGAAUGUCGACGGCAAUGUCUACGAGCUGAUCAAAUUUGUGGGCUACUUUCGAAACGAUGCCAGCACCAGCGCCUCAUCGAGCUCGGAUAGCCAGAGUAGUCAGACAAUGCCACGAGUCUUUCAGCUGAAUCCGACGGUGGAGGUGGACAAGAAGUUGGUUUUCGUGGGCACGGGACGUAUUCAAACGCCACAGCUGAUACGCGAGAUGAGCAUCAUCGAUCCUACAAGCAACGAGUUUACCUCAAAACACAGCAUGGAGUGGAAAUUUCUGUUUCUGGAUCAUCGAGCCCCACCGAUUAUAGGCUAUAUGCCCUUCGAAGUGCUGGGAACUUCGGGCUAUGAUUACUACCAUUUCGAUGAUCUGGACAGCAUUGUGGCCUGCCACGAGGAGUUGCGUCAAACGGGCGAGGGCAAGUCCUGCUAUUAUCGAUUCCUCACCAAAGGACAGCAAUGGAUUUGGCUGCAAACGGACUAUUAUGUGUCCUACCAUCAGUACAACUCGAAGCCCGACUAUGUGGUGUGCACCCACAAGGUCGUCAGCUACGCCGACGUCAUCAAACAGAGCCACAAGGAGCACAGCAAGUCCAGCAAAGCGCUCGCUUCCACCGCCAGCAGUACGAAGUCAGCUUCGGCCACAGCGACGCUGCGAGAUUUCGAUCUGACCGGCCAAAAUCUGGACAGCACCCUGCUCGGCAAUACGCUGGCCAGUUUGGGCAACGAGGCCAACUCACCGACUGUGGACUCCUCGCCUAUGUGGUCGGGUACGGUGGCAGCACCCGCAUCCAGUUCCUGUCAAAUCAAUCCGCUCAAAACCUCAAGACCCGCCUCCAGUUAUGGUAACAUCAGCUCAACGGGCAUAUCGCCAAAGACCAAACGGAAAUGCUACUUCAACAACAAUCGUGGCAAUGAGUCCGACUCGACAUCAAUAUCGGCGGACUCCGUCACCAGCAGGCAGUCCCUAAUGACGCAUGUGAGCUCGCAAAGUCGACCGCGCACGCAUCAUCAUCACGGCGCGCAUAAUCAUCACCACAACAGCAGUAGCGGUCAACUGCAUCAUCCCCUCCAGCCGCAUCCGCAACAGCAGACGCAUCAGCAGCAGCAGCAACAGUCGCAUCAGCAGCACCAUCUACUGCAACAAAACUCCGCCCAGCCCAAAAUGUUGCCAAUGUUGCCGCUGGCGCCCGCACAAAUCGUGAGCAGCACCGCCUGUCAGCUUCCACAGCCCACUUACCCGCUGACCAGUCCACAGGUGAUGGCACCGACAUUUCUGGAGCCCCCGCAGUACCUUACUGCCAUACCAAUUCAGCCGGUCGUAGGUCCAUUCCCAAUGGCCCCAUUACUGUCGCCACUGCCUGCACAAUCCGAACACCUACCUGGCACUGUGGUUAUGACGCCCACGCAGAGUCAGCUGCAGGACCAGCUGCAGCGAAAACACGACGAGCUGCAGAAGCUUAUCAUGCAGCAGCAGGACGAGCUGCGCAUUGUGUCCGAGCAGUUGCUGCUCGCGCGCUACACCUACCUGCAGCCCGUGGUGCCGAUGGGCUUUGCCGCCAACAACAUGACAAAUGUGGGCAGUGUGAACAGCAGCAAUCAGCAGCGCAACUUUUACUUUGGCAGCAACAACACAGUUGAGCCGCAUUUCAAUCAGUUCGGCUUUGCACUGAACUCCGAGCAGAUGCAGGACCAGCAGAUGAUAAUGCAGCAGCAGCAGAAUCUGCACAAUCAGCAGCAACACAAUUUCCAGCAGCAGCACCAGCAACAGGAACCGAAUCAGCAGCAGCAGCAGCAGCAGCAGCCGAAUCAGCAGCAGCAACAACAACUGCAGAUGCAUCAAUCACAACAACAACAGCAACAACAACAACAGCAGCAGCAGCAGCAGCUUCUGCAACAACAGGCCCAGCAGCAGCAGCAGCAGCAGAGCAACAUGCUGUCGCGAGAGGACAUCGAGGAUAUUGACGCCUUUCUCAAUCUGUCACCCCUGCAGUCCUUGGGCUCGCAGUCGGGCCUAAAUCAGCUCAACAAUGGCAGCAGCAACAACAACAGCCAUGCCGGCCACAACAACAACAAUAAUAAUCAGAGCUACAAUAACGGCAACCGCAACACGACCAACAACAGAAACAUCAACACCAACAACAGCUCAAAUGCCCCUCAAAACACGAACGAGGACUCGCUGCUCUCCUACAUGCAAAUGGCAACCGAAUCGAAUCCGUCGCUCAACUUCCACAUGGGCAUCAGCGAUGAUGGCUCGGAGACACACAGCGAGGAGAACAAAAUGUUGCACAGCACCGCCAAUCAGUUCCAGAAUCAUCAGCAAUUGUUGCAGCAGCAGCAACAACAACAACAGCCCUCGAGCAAUUUCUUCAACACGAAUGCAUUCCAGUCUCUCAACUCCAAUCAGACCGCAAACCAAUUACCAAACGAUCUGGAAAUAGUGCCCUUCCAGAUGUCGCAGGAACAGUCACAGAACCUUUUCAAUUCUCCGCACAGCACGGGCAACAGUCAAAAUUGAGGGGCGCAGCUAAAUAGAAAGCUAAAUGGCUUCAUAUCAAAAUCAAAACCAAUUCCUUAAUGUACAUAUAUAUACAUUGUAAGCCCUUAGUCGUAAUUAGGUCUUAAGGCCUCAGGUCGCACCCUUCAUAUAUCGCAUGCUGAAUCCAUCAACCUCCAUCAGCUUAGCACAUGGCUCUCUCUAUCGUACUUUCCCCGAAAGAACCACUAGUUGUAGAUCUCAACAGACUGAGUAUACUUCUAAUUUAUUUUGUACAUAUUGUACAUACUUGUAUAUUAAUAUAUACUCUCUCCACAUUGGCUUUAAGUUCUCGCAAACAUUGGCGAGCCAUUUGAGUUUCUCAAAGAUAUUCAGCAUUAUCGAGCACUAUCAUCGAUUAUUUAGCCGAAAUAUAAGAAAAUCGCACAUGAAUCUAAAAAGUAUUUUCAGUUGCAUUCUAAGA
Scaptodrosophila lebanonensis is the source of this 3921-nucleotide messenger RNA. RefSeq names its product circadian locomoter output cycles protein kaput (gene Clk). NCBI's taxonomy places the organism in Eukaryota, Metazoa, Arthropoda, Insecta, Diptera, Drosophilidae. Gene Ontology annotation, biological process: circadian regulation of gene expression; regulation of transcription by RNA polymerase II. The transcript has 9 exons. Bases 435 to 3479 code for a protein of 1014 amino acids. Gene Ontology annotation, molecular function: protein dimerization activity; RNA polymerase II cis-regulatory region sequence-specific DNA binding; DNA-binding transcription factor activity, RNA polymerase II-specific. The record is from RefSeq and is a predicted model, not a curated record. Gene Ontology annotation, cellular component: nucleus; cytoplasm; CLOCK-BMAL transcription complex.